Coregonus sp. 'balchen' is the source of this 2646-nucleotide messenger RNA. NCBI's taxonomy places the organism in Eukaryota, Metazoa, Chordata, Actinopteri, Salmoniformes, Salmonidae. The record is from the annotation of a GenBank genome assembly.
AUGCAGACCAUGGAUAUUGAUGACGACACGUAUCCCAUCAAGCCCAGUGUUACAUUUUCAGGUAUCAAUUCAAGUACAAACACACAGCUUUUGUUGCUUACAAUCCUGGAUGAUAUAGGUAUUUUUAACAUUACCAGAGAUAGUUCAAAGACCUUACAUGAUAAUUCCCUGUAAUUCAGCUAAUUUUCAGUGGUGGAAGAGACCCUCUGGAGUUGCUGCAGUGUGUCUGGGGCUGCUGUGUGUUCUCCUACUGGCUGGGAUCAUAGGCCUGUCUGUCUACUGUAAGUUUAGAAGGUUUGGACAGAAACAUUUGUAAACUUCCAUGGUGUGAUAGUUACACAUAUUUGAAUAAUUGAUUAACUUUUCCCUUUUAAAGGUGGAGUUAUUGGUCAUCACUACUCAACAGAGAGAGACCAACAGGCCAGUUACAGCCUUCUGACUAAAGAAGGAGAUCAGCAACCCACCAGUUAUAAUAACUUGACUAAAGAGGUAGACCAGCUACAGACCAGUUACAACACCCUGACUAAAGAGAGAGACCAGCUACAGACCAGUUACAACACCCUGACUAAAGAGAGAGACCAGCUACAGAAUAGUCUAAAUACCAGGACGACAGAGAGAGACCAGCUACAGAAUAGGCUAAAUACCAGGACCACAGAGAGAGACCAGCUACAGAAUAUUCUAAAUACCAGGACCACAGAGAGAGACCAGCUACAGAAUAGUCUCACAACCAAAACUAAGGAGAGAGACCAGUUGCAGAAUAAUCUCACCACAAUAACUCUGGAGAGAGACCAGUUACAGAAUAGUCUAAAUACCAGGACCACUGAGAGAGACCAGUUACAGAAUAGUCUAAAUAACAGGACCACCGAGAGAGACCAGUUACAGAAUAGUCUAAAUACCAGGAACACUGAGAGAGACCAGUUAAAUACCAGGCUUAGGUCCUAUGGUGAGUGCAGUCUUUUAUUUUCUUAAUUUACAAGUAUCAUUUUAUUUCAUACUUAGAAGAGAUUUCAUAUAUUUGUAGACUUUGAAAUGCCUUCUGUUCUAUUUCGUUUAUUUCAGAGAAACCCUGUCUGAAGGAAUGGUGGAAGUUUGGCACCAGCUGUUAUUAUGUCUCCUCCACGAGGGACACAGGCGGGGACGGUCAGCGGCAGUGCAGAGCAAUGGGUGCUGACUUGGUUGUUAUAAACAGCAGAGAAGAACAGGUAAUAGAGAAUACAUUAGUAAUGCUAUAAUACUACUGUUUCUUUAUUAUUAUUAUAAUUAUUAAUCAUUAUCUACAUCUCUGAUUAGUAUUCAAUAUGUGUAAAUAAUUGUAUCACCAAUGUUCAUGUCACUGUCAAUUUAUAGAAUAUACUUCCUGUCAGCAAAGCAAGUUUGCAUGAAAUUAUAUCUAUACCUAUACUAUAGUAUAGCAGCUGAGGCUGCAACCUGAUCUCAUAGUUUCACUUCGACAUUCGACGUAAUCUGGAUGAAAGUCUAUUUUUGACGCAUUCAUUCCAUGUGGUUACAGGGUUAAUUCUGUGAGGUUACAGCGUUCAAACAGAAACAACUCAAAGGGUUAUGGUUAGGGGUUAAGGUUAGGGCAAUUGGUUGGGGAAGGCUUCAAACAAAAAUGAUUAAAAACAACGCUCUGUUUCCAUCAAGUACUCUCCCUCUUGCCUGAGCAUUGUGAACUGCCGUGGCGCAGUCGUCAGUGCAGAUUGGUCUGUGUGGUGUGAGCACACUUCCCCUCCAAGCUUCCUGAGUUUGCACCAGUGCUCGGCAACUUUUUGUAUUUUUUUGUGAGCGCUGAAGAAGGCAUAUAUCAAAGUACUCAGGACCUUUUCAAACAUCCUAAAUCCCCUUGUAUUUCUAUUGACCAGGCUCAGUACAUUAUACUACUACUACUACUAUUAGACUACUACUACUAUUAUUAUUUAUAAACAUGUAAAAGUGUUUCUCUGCUGUGGAGAUUAAAUAAUGGUCAUUGUUUUAUUUACAAAAUGAUAUUAUAGAUAUUUAUCAAUGGAUUUAAGAAGAAUGUCUGGAUUGGUGCAUAUAAAAAAGACGGAAUCUGGAAGUGGGUUGGCAACUCAACAUUUAAACCUACGUAAGUGAACAGGUUCUGGAGGACUUUUUUUCUGUUGUAAUAAAUUACUUUUUACAGUCCGAUAAUCUUGUCCUCAGCCAGAUGUCUCUCUCACUCUCUGUCGAAUGGUAGCAAUUGAGCCUGGAGACUAGGUUAACCGUCUGAUUCUCUAUUUUCUAUUGGAUGAUAUUAAACUCUGAUUCUCUGUGUUGUUUAUAGCUAUUGGAUGGAAGGGGAACCAAGUAACUUGAAUGACAAGGUGGCUUGUAUUGAGAUCUCACAGACGGCAUCAGACCCAUUGAAGAGUUGGAAGGUUGGAAUAUGUACUUCAAAUUACUGGGUGUGUGAAAAACCGUUCACACCGUAGUCUAAUUAUAAUCACUAAUGUAAGCCCCUAUCUUAUGGAGUUGCACUGGUUUUCCCUUUGUUAGGCUUAACGUGUUUCUAUGUGUAUCUAUAUUGAAAUAUGUAUUUGAUGUCUUUAAAGAGACCAGGGCUAUGUGGAGUUUGUCCACCGUUCAUCAGGCCCAGGGGAGUGGAACUGUGGUCUAGUAGGCUCUAACUGUGCUGUGGUCUAG